This is a messenger RNA of Ostertagia ostertagi, 300 nucleotides long. The record is from the annotation of a GenBank genome assembly. NCBI's taxonomy places the organism in Eukaryota, Metazoa, Nematoda, Chromadorea, Rhabditida, Trichostrongylidae.
GCUUAAUGACAGCUCGAGAAUUCGAGGAAUACGACAAGGUCGUCACUCCUAAUGCCAAGUACUGGCUACCGAUUCAGUGGCUUCUUUCGCUUAUCACACUUGCAUGGGAUGAAAAGCGAAUCAAAGGGGAAGUCAUCUACGUCUCAUUAUUAGAUAGAAUUGCAGUCUUCCGAUCUAGCCUCAUCAACCUGUGGCUUUUUGACUGGGUGCCGGUACCACUAGUGUACACACAGGUUGUUCAUCUCACAGUCUACAGCUACUUCGUAAUUGCAUUAUUUGCUCGACAAUAUCUCGAUAGAU